AUCUGACUGCCCGUCCUAAAUCGCAAAGAUAACGCUCCGCGCAGCAGAGAUUGCCUGAUGCGGUGGCCCCUCUCCUCCGCCGCCAUCCCGUGAUCUGCGUGCGCUCCGGCUCCCAACCGUCUGCCAAUCCCCCAUGCAUCCUCGGCCAUCUUAUCAGCUAGUGUCCUGCGCUACUUGCUCCUCCUCCUGACUUUGAGCCCUCUGUGAUCUUCCUUGACCCUUCUGUCCGUGUGCGCCUCACCGCCGCCAUGUCUCACUCGCUCCCAACGCCCUUUACCCCCAACAGCGACUUUGCUGCCCUCGACGCCCAUCGCUUCCCUACCGGCACCAUCUCCAUCACCGCACUCGCCCGCUUCGAGUUCGAGGCAGGGAAAGCCAACGAUGGCACCAAGAUAUUGAUGAUCGAAUGGGAGGAUGACGAUCUGGGACGCUCGUCAGGGGGCUCGUGGCACGUUGCCUGGGAAGGCAAAAUGGCCGUGCUCCCGGCCGACGAGAAGACCAGCAACAACACUCGUCGAAUGUACUUUUUGCUGCCACCCAAUGUCACCAUUCCGCCGACGGUCACUCUGUCCUACGAGGCUCCUCCCCACGCCCCCUCGACCGCGAAGAACCCCGACCCCAUACAAUUGAACCCGCUGCCGGCGAUCUUUCCCCCCGAGUUAGGGGCCGACGGCCGCUCGGCAGGCAAGAAGGGCGUGCUACACACGAUAUGGGCGAAGAAGCGACUACAAGUGCUGGAGAAGGAGAUCCACGACGAAUGUCUGCAUAAUGCUGAGGGUAUCGCGCUGCACAUGGCUUUGCAGGAGAAGGAAUGGAUCGAGACAAACUUCGGGGUCUCGCUGUCCCCUGACGGAGCCCGGGUCGUGGGCCAGAGUCAUCCGGAUCCGCACUACCCUAUGGGACCUGCGACGCCGGUAUCGCCCAGCAGCGGAGGGAAGCUGGGGGAGAAGCUGCGGGGGUUGAAGCUGCAGACGGGCGAGCGGGAAUUGUCCCCGACUACGGGACGCCAUCUCCUCUCUCCCCAGUCCCCCGAUGUCGCCGUCUCCUCGUUCAAUUCCUUCCACACAAUCCGUGCCACGCAUCCCCCGGCACCCCCUGAGAGCGUGCGGACAGUGGUGCACUACCCACCCGAAUCAGUGCAAGCACAACAGAACGUAGAACACCACACGGGGUUUGCAUCGCUGGGGACCGUGGCGCGCACCGGCAAUGGAGACGGGGAAGAACUGUUUGCCAAGGCACUGAGUCCGCGGACACCAGACCUCCCACGGAGCCCGUUUUCAUUCAGCCUGCAGAUGUAACGUGUAUAUGACGCAUUCUUUUCACCAUUGCAUUGAUUCAGCCUGAUUCUGUUGAUUAACUGAUACCGUUGCUGUACAUAGAUCGUACAUUCC
Messenger RNA from Aspergillus ibericus CBS 121593, 1391 nucleotides. RefSeq lists its product as uncharacterized. The record is from RefSeq and is a predicted model, not a curated record. The transcript has 2 exons. NCBI's taxonomy places the organism in Eukaryota, Fungi, Ascomycota, Eurotiomycetes, Eurotiales, Aspergillaceae. Bases 249 to 1298 code for a protein of 349 amino acids.